AUGACCAUCACUGUUUUGGAAACACCCAAGAUUAAGACGAAGCGUCGCGAACCUCUGAAGACAAUUGAUAUGGCAGCGACUCAGGCGCAGGCGCGUCCUGCGCCUUCUGCUGCGCCUGGCGGGACCGGCAGAGGCAGACCGAGAAGAACGAGUUCGCGGUUGAGCAUGAAUCAAGAAAAGGAAGAGAAUACCAAGGGCGACGAGAAGAAAAGAAAAGCCGACUACGAUGAAGACGAAGGCUUUCAGUUCAAGCGGAUUACGUCCAAGAAACUAAGACAAUCGAUAGAGGCGAUUCCGGAAGACCCUCAAGCGGAACCGGAGAAUCCCCCACAGUCAUCGCCGAAAAGAGGCCGGCCAAAGAAACAAAAGGCCGAACCCGUCGCAGAGACCAAGACAAAAGCUAGCGAAGGUGCAGUUAAGAGGCCGGCACGGGGUACCGCCAAAGCUGUAAUAGCGGAACAAGACACACAGCCCGGGAGUGCUCGACGCUCGACGCGAAAAAGUGAGGAUCUGGAGGCUGGAGCAGAGAAGAAACGAAAGAAAGGCCGGCCAGCGAAAGCGAAGCCUGAAGAGCGAAACCCUGAAGAACGCAGACCAGAACGGAGACCUGAAGAACGGAGGUCCGAGGAGCGGAAUCACCAGCAGAAUGGGGAACAGCGGAAUGGCUUCAAGUCUCCGGAGCCUCAGCAAACGGCCAAAAUUGCGUUACCAUUGGCCGAUACGCCGGUUAUUCAGCGGAACAAGGAGAUGAGAGGAGCAGGAAAGUCAAGCAAAGGGAAUCGACGGAGCAGUUUAGGGAUGAGAGGGCGGAGAGCCAGUUCCUUGAUAGACUCUGGCGCAUCGAAUGCUUUACCUCACAAGGAGGUUGACACGGCGGAUUUCUACAAGCACAUUGCCAGCGACGGGUUACCCGAGCCCAGGAGGAUGCGACAGCUUUUGACCUGGUGUGGUACUCGGGCAGUGGCAGACAAGCCUUCAGGGUCUGGUUCAGAAGAUGCCAGUGCACGAUUAGCAGCCCGAGUGAUUCAAGAGGAACUCCUUAAAGACUUCUCGAUGAAUUCCGAGCUUUCGAAUUGGUUUGGGCGAGAAGACGUGACGCCUCCGGCGGUUGUGGUGAAAAAGCCAAACCCGAAGAACAUUCAAAACACCGAUAAGAUUAAGGAAUUGGAAGAGCAAAUACAGAGACUACAACGAGAAAGGCAUUCAUUGAAUGCAAUUCUUCGACCACCGUCGAUUCCGCAGAUUAAACCGCCAAUAUCGAAACAGACCGAGACACCGCUGGGUGACCAACCCCCGUUGCAACCCGAAUCUUCAACAGAACCGACAGAAUCACAUGCAUUGGACACUAAGAUUGACCGGUCGUUAUUAGAACCGUCACAACAAGCGAUAUUAGCAACGCUAGAACCAGAGGCGACGAAACAUCCGAGCACACAGCAGCAGGAGGAUUCGUCCGGGCCAACCGAAUCCCUCCCAUCGAUAACGCCAUCAGCCAUUUCGUCACGACUGUCACGAAUUGCCACCGGGCUCGCACCGACCCUCGAUUCACUGGCCGCAGGGGUGCACGAGAUUGAGCUGUACCGGGCCAUGUCAGACGCAGUAUCGUCGCGGGUCCUGCGCAUCUGUGCAGAGCGACUCGAGGAGCGCGAUGCACGGAACGCACUACGGCGGUUAGCGAUUGAAGGGGGGGAGGACAGCAAAGAGCCCAGGCGCGUCGAGCGACGGCGAGAAGAUCUGGGCGUUAUCUUGGGAGCAUUGAGUCGGGUGGAGAGGCGGUGA
Aspergillus wentii DTO 134E9 is the source of this 1776-nucleotide messenger RNA. Its product is annotated as Mis12-Mtw1 family protein. The transcript is spliced from 5 exons. NCBI's taxonomy places the organism in Eukaryota, Fungi, Ascomycota, Eurotiomycetes, Eurotiales, Aspergillaceae. Gene Ontology annotation, biological process: mitotic sister chromatid segregation; cell division. Gene Ontology annotation, cellular component: MIS12/MIND type complex. The coding region runs from base 1 to 1776 and encodes 591 amino acids. The record is from RefSeq and is a predicted model, not a curated record.